GUGGAUGGGCUGAAAGUUUGGGAAAAGUUUCAUUGAAAGUUUGGCGGAGCCGGAGGUGGAGGCGAUGGGAGCUGAGGGCGAGUUUGCGGCCGCCUGCUGAGUGCAGAGAGACCGAGAGGCGAUGGAUGGAGCGAUCACUAUCAUCCUGCUGUCUCUGGCGAUGUUCGGGGGCUGCCUGCUCCUGGGAAUGAUCCCUUUAACCAUCAGACUGCCCCAGGAGAAGCUCAAGUUUGUGACAGUUCUGGGAGCAGGAUUAUUGUGUGGGACAGCUCUGGCCAUCAUUAUCCCUGAAGGAAUCGAGCUGCUGCUGGGAGAUCUCACGACAGAUCAGCAGAGGAAUAUAUCACAGAAGCAAGUUAUCAUGGAAUACAAGGUGUCUGAUGGAAAGCAGGCAGGCACAAAGGAAUUUGCACCCCCCCAUUUUGUGAUUGGCAUUUCCCUCGUCAUGGGCUUCCUCCUUAUGUUCAUCAUUGAUCAGAUUGGCAACUGCAUUACAUGGCAAGGAGGGGAGUCCCCAAAUGCAUGCCAACAAGUCUCAGAUGGUCAACAGUCCAGCCCCUCCCAGCACCCUGCAUCAAACACUCAACCUGUAGCAAGUACCAUCACAGAAACGAGCUCAGGCCCAGCUGCUGGAUCCAGCCUGACGGCAACACUUGGCCUGGUUAUUCAUGCUGCAGCUGAUGGUGUGGCACUUGGGACAGCAGCAGGAUCAUCGCAGAUCUCUCUCCAAGUCAUUGUGUUCUUUGCUGUCAUCCUUCAUAAGGCUCCUGCAUCAUUUGGUUUGGUCUCGUAUCUGAUGUAUGCUGGUUUAGAGAAGAAGCAGAUUCAGAAACACCUCUUCAUCUUCUCCCUAGCAGCACCACUCCUCGCCAUCACUACCUACUUUAUAGUCAGCAAGAGCAGCGUGGGCUCACUGCACCAAACCAAGGCCACUGGCAUCGGGCUGCUGUUCUCCGCUGGGACCUUCCUGUACGUGGCGUCUGUACACGUAUUGCCUGAAGUCAGCAGUCAAACUCAGCAUAGAGUCGCCAGCAACGGUGGCAGGAAAGGCCUGGGCAUUCUGGAGAGCCUGACGCUGAUUGUAGGCUGCACUAUUCCUGUUCUCCUGUCACUGGGACUCCAUGAUGCCUAACUGGGAAUUGGAAACUAGCCCUCCAUUGCCAGCCCUGUAUUCUGGCUGCAGAAUGUGUACCUUGAGUAGGAGGGGCACUCCUUCCCUUGUGACAGUGAUACAUGUGAACAUCGCAUAAGGGUGGGCACAAUGUCAAAUCAUACAUAGGAAAAUUACUGUGGCCAAGGAGCAUUUAUAGUGAGGUGAUGUAUGAACUAGAAUGACAGAGGGUUGGGGAGAAUCGGGGGCAUCAUUAGGACAAGUCAAACAGUCAAUGUCCUUUGAUUAUAUUUAAUCCAUUAGUAUUACUAUCACUAUCACAGACAGACACACACUGUACAUGAGGCCUACUGUAUAUAUUGGUAGAUAAUAUUUAGUUUUUAAAGUUUCCUUUUACUUACAUUAAUUACAUGCUUACUAGUUCUGCCCAAAUAUAAAAAGGGCAGCUGCUUUAUUUGGUGUUUAGUUUGAUGUUACUGGGCCAUUUAAUGCAUCCUUAAUGAGUAAAGAAUUGUGAAAGGGAAGAACACAAAUUAAUGUUUCAGGCAAAAUCUUUUGUCCCAGCUUUGAUAAUGAGUUUCACUCUCUAUUAAGGUAUGCCCUGCUGUGAAUGUCUGGAAUUUUCUGUGUUCCUAUUUCAUAUGCUCAGUCUUUGUCAUUUUAUAUUUCUAUUCUCUCUGCAAAAUUAAAAUACUUACUGUGGGCUGAAGAGGAAGAGGAAAUUACCGUUUGGAUCUGUCGUAAGUGGAGGGAGGCUAGCUAACGUCCAUUGGACAUGAACCCAGUAUUAACCCCCAUACACCCCCCUCACAACACCAGAAGUUUUCCCGAGUAGAUUCACAGCUCCAACCACCACUGUCCAGGAAGAGAUUCAUUCCAAGAGUCAGGAACGUCUGAGUGAAAUACUGGUGACUUCAGCUGAAAUCAGCUGAAGGACGUAGAUGCUGUAACAUGGAUGAGAAAUGUACAGAAAGCCAGGGUGAACACAGACUGCUGUUAUUAUUGUGAAGUAGACUAAUUGGGUGAAUUACUGGUUUAAAACUUGCUUCGGGUUUAAAUUACAAAUGCAAUGCAAACUAAGGGAUUUACUCAUCUAACCUAUGGAAAGGGAAUGAAUUGUGAGUGUUGAUAAUUGCAUAGGACUGAAUUACUGGUGUAAAAUGUCCAAAGACUGAAUUAUUAAUGAAAAGCAUAAAUACUUGUAGAAAGGCUUCUUACUGUGUGAGUUCCCUCAUGGCUGUUUCCACUGCUGUAAAAACAGGUGUAAGGAUUUCCCCUGAACUUGCUCAAUAAUUAUAGAAUUUUUGAAAGUUAGGAUAUAGGAGAUGGCCAUUCUGUCCAUCUUGCCAGUAACAGGCAAGAAUGAGCUAACUAGCUUAAUGCCAUUUUCAAACUCUUUGUCCAUGUGCCUUAUCGUCUACAACACUUUAGAGUCAUAGAGAUGUUCAGCACGGAGACAAACACUUCAGUCCGACUUGUCCAUGCCAACCAGAUAUCCUAAGUUAAUCUAGUCCCAUUUGCCAGCAUUUGGCCAUAUCCCUUUAAACCCUUCCUAUUCAUAUACCCACCCAGAUGCUUUUUAAAUGUUGUAAUUGUACCAGCCUCCAUUACUUCCUCUGGCAGCUCAUUCCAUACACAUACCACCCUGUGUGUGAAAAAGUUUCCCCUUAGAUCCCUUUUAAGUCUUUCCCCUCUCACCUUAAACUUAUGCCCUCUAGGUUUUGGAUUCCCAUACCCUGGGAAAAAGACCUCAUCUAUUUAUUCUAUCCAUUCCCCUCAUGAUUUUAUAAACCUCUAUAAGAUCACCCCUUAGCCUCUGACGCUCCAAAGACAGCCCCAAUCUAUUCAGCCUCUCCCUACAUCUCAGAUCCUCCAACCCCAGCAACAUCCUUGUAAAUCUUUUCUGAACUCUUUCAAGUUUCACAACAUCUUUCCUGUAGCAGGGAGAUGAGAAUUGAUCACAGUACUCCAAACGUAGCUCAACCAUACUCACAUGCAAAUCAAUUAAAUAAAUGAGAAAAAGCAGUGGGUGCAGCAUUGAUCCUUGUGACACUCCACUGGUCACAGGUCUCUCGUCUGAAAAACAACCCUCCACCACCACCCUGUGUCUCCUACCUUUGAGCCAGUUCUGUAUUUAAAUAGAUAGCUGUCCCUGUAUUCCAUGUGCUCUAACCUGCUAACCAGUCGAACAUGUAGAACCUUAUUGAAAGCCCUACCGAGAUCCAUAAAGACAACCUUCGUCGAUCUGCCUGCAUCAAUCUUCUUUGUCACUUUUUUCUUAAAACUCAAUCAAGUUAGUGAGACAUUCCCCAUACAUAAAACCAUGCUGUCUGUCCCUAAUUAGUCCUUGCCUUCCCAAAUACAUGUAAAUCCUGUCCUCUGCAUCAACUUACCCACUGCUGAUGUCAGGCUCACUAGUCCCUGGUUUUUCCUUAACACUUUUCUAAAUAAUAGCAGCAUAUUAGCCAACCUCCAGUCUUCCAGCACCUCACCUGUGGCUACAGAUGGCACACAUAUUUCAGUAAGAGGUUCAGCAAUCACUUCCCUAGCUUCACACAGAGUUCCAGGGUACACCUGCUUAGCUCCUGUAAAUUUAUCUACUUUUAUAUGUUUUAAGACAUCCAGCACCUCCAUUUCUGUAAUAUGGACAUUUUUCACGAUACCACAAUUUGUUUCCCGAGUGCCCUAGCUUUACAGAAAUAUCCAAGUAUUUCAUGCUCUGAGUGUUUCUGAUCUAGUCUCUGCUCUGGUCCUUUGAAAGUUAUUUUAAAUCUCUGCUGCAGCAAUGCGCUGUAAUGCAUGAAAUAGGAUCACCUGAUUCACACUAUCCAGACUCCUCAUACACCUCAACAAAUCGCCACUCAAUCUCUUCUGUUCCAAAAGAAAUAAACCUAACUAAUCAUUCCUCAUAGCUAAACUUUCUCAGUAUUGCAAAAGUUCUCAGAAGUCUUUUCAGUGCCCUCUUUACUCAUCCUUUCAGAUGCAGUGAACAGAACUGUCCACUAUUCUUGAACUGCAGUUGACCUGGUGCUUUAUACUGUUCCAGUAUCACUUCCCUUCUCUUAUACUCUAUGCCUCCAUUAACAAAGGGAAAUAUUCUAUACAAUGUUGACUAUCUUAUCUACCGGCCCUGUGAUUGUCAGGGAUUUAUCAGUAACCGUCUGUUCUCACUGGAAGUCUUUCAGUUACCAAACACCGGUCCAGCUGCUUCGUGGGGCUGAACUGAUUUAGGACUGUUUCAGUCAAUGGGUUUUACUUCUCUGGCAGUCUGUCAUUUGGGACCUUAGGGAAAAAAAACUUAGUUGAAAUCAAGAUAAUCUAUAUCAAUGUGCCAAUCUUAUUGAUCCUCCUCAAGAAUUCAGAUAUGAGCUUCCCCUCGCAGACCUUUGCUGUCUUUGACUAAAUCUUUCUCAAUUACCAGUUCUGAAUCUUUCUCAAUUACAGUUUUGAAUCUGUCUCACCUCCACUUUCCUACCCUUUCCCUCUAACCCUUGAUUACAGUUCUAAGCCUUUCUUAAUUUCAGUUCUAAAUCUUUCUCAAUUAUAGUUUGAAUCUUUCUCAAUUACAGUUCUGAAUCUUUCUCACCUCCACUCUCCUGCCCUUUCCCUCUAACCCUUGAUUACCUACUGAUCAAUAAUCUAUUUCAGCCUUAACUAUGUGCCAGGAACCAAUCCUCACAACUCUCUGCAGCAAGGUGUUCCAAAGACUCUCAACUCUUAGAGAAGAAAUUCCUCUUCAUUUCAGUCUUAAAUUGGUGCUGAAACUAUGACCUCUGUUCUGAGACCCUUCCACGAGGGGAAACAUCCUCUCUGAAAUAACCUCAUUUGCUGUACUUCAAAGCUUUGCCAAAAUGUGACCAAUUCUUGAGUUUCAGCUUAAUGUUAAUCUCUGCUUUUUUCACUUUGAGAAAAUGCUACGAUAUUCACAGCCCCAUUUUAGCAUCGUAUAGUCAGAGAAGAUUGCAAAAUGUUAGUCAGAGCCCUAUUUCAUGUCUUCUGCUUCUUAACAGCUGGGGAUACACUUCAUCCAGACUUUUAUCUACUUGCAAAGAUGCUGAACAUCCACCGUUUAUACCACCCAACAUUUCACAUUCUACGUACACUGUUGUGUGGUAAUGUAAAUGUACGUUUAAGGGAACCUAACCUUUGUCCAUCCUUCCCUGCCAUUAUACUGAAUAUGAUAUAAUCUUUUGACUUUUCAGGCAGAACACAGCAGCAAUAACACAGAUCAGGUAUGUCCACAUAGACUCCAAGUGAACAUGAUCUCUGUAUGGUCUUAUCUUCAAAUAAAGAACCUAUAUUAUUGCUUUAGCAA
This is a messenger RNA of Hemiscyllium ocellatum (epaulette shark), 5426 nucleotides long. Its product is annotated as zinc transporter ZIP9-like. The record is from RefSeq and is a predicted model, not a curated record. Gene Ontology annotation, molecular function: metal ion transmembrane transporter activity. Lineage: Eukaryota; Metazoa; Chordata; Chondrichthyes; Orectolobiformes; Hemiscylliidae. Bases 122 to 1132 code for a protein of 336 amino acids. Gene Ontology annotation, cellular component: membrane. Gene Ontology annotation, biological process: transmembrane transport; zinc ion transport. The transcript is spliced from 8 exons.